Messenger RNA from Grus americana (Whooping crane), 1609 nucleotides. It is a transcript of the gene SH2D1A, whose product is annotated as SH2 domain containing 1A. NCBI's taxonomy places the organism in Eukaryota, Metazoa, Chordata, Aves, Gruiformes, Gruidae. The transcript is spliced from 4 exons. The record is from RefSeq and is a predicted model, not a curated record. Bases 162 to 596 code for a protein of 144 amino acids.
CACUUGAGAACUUAAUAUUCGGAGAGGCUUCAGAGGUGUGAACACAUCCUGUUUACAUCUGCCACCGAGACGGAGAUGCUGAGGGGAUCACACGGCUGAGGAGCAGCCAGAGGCAUUGCCGUGCACAGGGAGAGCUGCCCGCAGCGGGAGACGGCCCCAGCAUGGACGCGCUGCCCAUCUACCACGGGGGCAUCACCCGUGAGGCUGGGGAGAAGCUGCUGCUGGCGACGGGCACCGAUGGCAGCUACCUGCUGCGGGACAGCGAGAGCAUCCCGGGAGUCUACUGCCUCUGUGUGCUGCAUAAGGGAUAUGUUUAUACCUACAGAGUGUCCAAGACAGAAACUGGGUCCUGGUCUGCUGAGACAGCGCCCGGGGUCCACCGGAGGCUCUUUCGGAAAGUGCAGAACCUCAUUUCCGCCUUCCAGAAACCUGACCAAGGCAUCAUAACGCCCCUGCAGCACCCGGUCAUCAACCGUGCAAAACCCAAAUACCCCCCAAGGUACCCAUGGGGCAGAGGGAGCCUCUACUGCAGUGGAGCAGAGUCCUCCACAGUGGUAGGGAUGGAGGUCUUAGACUUAUUUGCAUUGUUGACCUGAAAUAGCCAGCAGGGUGGCAUUGCCAAAACUAUGCCCUAGCUUUGCUACCGUGUGAUCAGAAUGCCAGCAUUGAGGUGCUCCUUAAGGAUAGGGCCUGUCAAUGCGAUGAGAAAAUGGAUUUUGAAUACUUAUUCCUGAGUGCUACACUGGUGGUGGCUGCCUGCCCUCCCCAGCGCCCUCGCUCUUGUAGGUACGAGCAUUCUGAUCCAUCCAUUUUCUUGCAGUGGCCAUCCUUUCAUAUCUUUGUGAUUAUUUUUCUUAGGGAGAAAUGAAAGCCAUGACUUCCACCUGCAGCCAUCAUGAAGACGUUUCCCCAAGUGUGACAUAACCAUAUCUUCCAGUGUCUUCUCUAGUCCAUGCUCGAGAACAGAAUGAUUUAUAUGAUAGUUAAUACAACUCCAUGAGUUUUCUUGUAACAUUUGCAGAAAUGUGUAUUUCAUAAAAUUUCUAGCUCAAAAUUUAAAAGUGUUAAGUUUCAGAAUGUUUUGAAUUUUUUUCUUUUUAUUUUCUAAAAGAGGAUAAAAAAAUCAACUACUAAAUAGUGUAAUGCCUUUUUUAUCUUCUUGUACUUUCAAGUACAAAAUAUUUUUCACUUCAAGAUUAGUUCCUAAUUAAUAAUUAGUUACUAAUUUUACAUUACUUAACUUUGAACUCUGCUUUACUUUGUUCUGGUUGACAUUUAUGAAGAACUAGGCAAGUCCCCUUUUAUAGCCUGAAGAAAAUUGCUUACAUUAAAGUGUCGUUGCCUUGGGUGGGCUGUAUGUCUGUCAUUCAUACAGUUCCUAAAGAUAUUCCAGAAGUGGCACCAUGAGGCUCCCCACUAAGUGAUUUCCUAUCACACCAGGCGCUUGGCUCUGUAACUCAGCAGAACUGGCCACCACUGCCUGGAUGUACAAAAUUUGCAGUUUGCACAAAUGAUCAAAAGCUUCAGCACUGCACUGAGUAACUGAGCACAACCAGUGAAGUGGAGAACAUCGGUCUUUGCUUUCAGAUUUUUCUCUGUUCUUGAAACA